AAUACAUAUUUUACUGUAUUAGUAGUAGUUAGCCAAAGCCAAAAGAUUUAUUUUUUAGUGUGUAAUACUUGCGUAAACCAAAAAGAUAUAGAUAAUACUUUUAAGGUCUAUAGAACAAUAGCCACAAUUUUUCUUUAUAUAACUGCAUUAUUCCGUGAUUUUGGUAUAAUUCUAUAUAUUUAGAUCACAACAAACCUACUCAUUUAACAUCGCAAUUAUUAACGUUUGUUUAAAGAUGGAUAAGCAAGGAGCAUCGAAUUGACAACCUUCUUCGAGUUUUAGUAACGUCUACUUAAGAUAUAAUGCAGAUAGAUGUAAGGUUUGCGUAUAUUUUUGGAAUAUUAUUAAAAUACCAAAGUAAAUCUUACGUCCAUCAAAUUCCGGUAUACGUAGACCAUUACAAGGCGCAUGCGCGCCAUUUACACAUGCGCCAGAAACGUCACGACUAUUUUAGUAGGCAGCUCCCAUUCGGGUCGGCACAUCGCACCGCGCUUACAAAAACCUAACUCAAUCAACCAAACGUGCAAAUAAACCAAAAACAAAACAAUAAAAUAUAUUUAUAAAAAACGGUUAAACAUGAAAGUAACUAAUCAAUGGAUUAAAGAACCUAAACUAUAUUAACAUACGUGUUAAAAUGCGGCAAUGCGCCACAUCGAUCACAGAAUUCCCUGAUGCCAAAACUUUGUAGUGUCAAAUAUUUACAAUGGAGCCUCUUAUCGAUAGGAAUAACUUCGCUGUGAGUGCUAUGGUUACUGUCGCGAUGCAAGUCUUAUUCUUCACAAUCGCAUCGCUCUCGCAGAGUGAUAAGGUGACAGAUUUUACAGGUGGUGCCAAUUUUAUUAUUAUCGCUCUAUUGACUUUCUUUCUGGGACAAGGGGGCAACACUUUGAAAAGCUAUGACAGCAGACAACUCAUGGUCACGGCGUUCGUAUGUUUGUGGGGUAUAAGACUAUCCGGGUAUCUUAUAUACAGGAUCUACCACAUAGGGCGAGAUAAACAAUUCGAAGAUCGCAAGAGUAACACACUGAGGUUUGCCGUUUUUUAUACAUUUCAAGCUGUUUGGGUGUACAUAGUCAGCCUUCCAGUUAUUAUCAUCAAUUCUUCACAUCAUUCGUAUCCAAAAGCUCCAAAAACAAUGACAACUUUGGAUUCAGCGGGAGCUGGGGUUUUUGUUUGUGGAUUGUUGAUUGAGACCUAUGCAGAUUUACAGAAAUUCGCUUUUAGGCAGGAACCGGCCAAUCAAGGGAAAUGGUGUAACGAUGGAUUAUGGGGUUUGUCUCGACAUCCAAAUUAUUUUGGCGAAGUAGUUUUGUGGUGGGGUAUAUUUAUAAUAUCGCUCAACAUUAUUGAAGGUAUCGAAUUCAUUGCAAUAUUAUCACCACUGUUCACGACCGCCAUUAUUUUAUUCUUAUCAGGGAUACCGCUCCUCGAACGAUCCGCGGACGAAAAGUACAGAGAUAACCCAGAUUAUUUAUACUACAAGUCGUCUACGUCCCCUUUUAUACCGAUACCGCCGUCAUUUUAUGUGGAAGUGCCAAAAUUCCUUAAGUGUUUUAUUUGUUGUGAGUUUCCGAUAUACGACUACACAAGGGAGGAGUUUGCGGCGCCCACUAUCAUCACCGAGACCACCAGCAUAUCGAUGGUACAGUCCCAGACAUAGCUACCGGGCGCCGCGCGUGAUGGCGCUGCGGCCAAAUCUUUAAGUAACGGAAAAGCCCAAAACGCACCCAAACAAUUGUGAUACUCGGCUGAGGAGCGUCCUCCAGUUAAAUUGCCAAACUCGUUGCCAUUAAAACAAAAUAAUACAUUGGA
This is a messenger RNA of Pieris rapae (cabbage white), 1812 nucleotides long. RefSeq lists its product as uncharacterized. Gene Ontology annotation, molecular function: oxidoreductase activity, acting on the CH-CH group of donors. NCBI's taxonomy places the organism in Eukaryota, Metazoa, Arthropoda, Insecta, Lepidoptera, Pieridae. Gene Ontology annotation, biological process: lipid metabolic process. The record is from RefSeq and is a predicted model, not a curated record. Gene Ontology annotation, cellular component: membrane. Bases 704 to 1660 code for a protein of 318 amino acids. The transcript has a single exon.